AUGGCUGAUUAUAUCAAUUUGUCGUCUUUUGCUUGGCUAUCAUUAUUUUUGAUUAAUAUUUCUUAUCGUCAAAGUUUGUUCUGCUUAGCCAGAUGUUUCGUGAGACGUUUGAACUGCCGGCAAAAAGAUGAAUGUUGUUGUGAUGAGCCAUCGAUGCAAACUACAUUCAACGACAUACCAUCCAGCAGAGCGUUUGUUUCAUGUUCCUGGACCUGCUCCAACAACAGCCAGUGUCUGGCUUUCAAUUUCAACCAGAAUUCAAAAUUAUGCCAAAUGUUCCAUAAGAAAUCAUUGAAGUGUUUUCAGCGAAAAGACGACUGUUUUCAUAUGUCUUUAAAAGGUAAAUCCGAUCGCCAGUUUAACAUAAGGGCAGACGACAAAAUAGUUUCAUUAUAUUUCGAUGGAGUGCCCCAAAAGGAACUGCCAAACUGGGACGCUCCUCUCGUAUACAACUCGCACUCACUCCCGUACGAUGUUCAAGUUGUUGCUGUCCAUGCUACCAACUCAAUCAAAGAAAAAUACAUCGAAGCGUUCAGUGAUGAUGGUGCCAUCGCGUCGAAUACAACAUGGAAAUGUUCUACAACAUCUCCAGCCCUGGAUUCCAACAACAACAACUGGUAUGACGUGCAUUAUGAUGAUGCAAGUUGGUCAGCUGCCAUGGUUCAAGAGUCCCACAGCUUUUUAGCAAAAUCGAUCAAAUUUUGGUCGGAAGGUAACAAGGAAGCCUACUGCAGAACCAGAAUCUGUGGUUAA
Molecule: messenger RNA, 753 nt
Organism: Helobdella robusta
Lineage: Eukaryota; Metazoa; Annelida; Clitellata; Rhynchobdellida; Glossiphoniidae
Exons: 3
Coding region: 1-753 (250 amino acids)
Source: RefSeq, a predicted model, not a curated record